Schistosoma mattheei is the source of this 303-nucleotide messenger RNA. Lineage: Eukaryota; Metazoa; Platyhelminthes; Trematoda; Strigeidida; Schistosomatidae. The record is from the annotation of a GenBank genome assembly.
AUGACUGAGUACAAGUUAGUUGUUGUUGGAGCUGGUGGAGUUGGCAAAAGUGCUCUUACUAUCCAGCUUAUUCAGAAUCAUUUUGUUGAGGAAUAUGACCCAACGAUAGAGGACUCUUACAGAAAACAGAUGGUCAUUGAUGGAGAAAUAUGCUUGUUAGAUAUCUUAGAUACCGCUGGGCAAGAGGAAUACAGACAAGGUGUGGAAGAUGCGUUUCAUAAACUUGUCCGGGAGAUCAGAAAAUCUAAAGAGAAGAAGGGAAAAGAUCGUAAAAAGCGCAAACGAAAAUGUUGUAUACAAUAA